CCUCAACAAGUUCGAAGUAUUUGUGAGCUACAGAGGAGCGGACACCCGAACUAACUUCACUAGCCAUCUUUACAGUGUUAUGACUCAAAAAUCAAUAAAAACAUUCAUAGAUCAGCAGCUCAACAGAGGAGACUAUAUUUGGCCAACACUUGCCAAAGCAAUCAAGGAGUCGCACGUGGUGCUUGAGAGAGCUGGUGAAGAUACUAGAAUGCAGAAGAGAGGUUGUUAUACCUGUCUUUUAUAAAGUAGAUCCGUCAGACAUAAGAAAUCAAAGAAAAAGUUAUGAAGAGGCAUUCGCAAAGCAUGAGCGGGACACCAACAACAGAAAACAUGUUUCUAGGUGGAGAGCUGCUCUCAAAGAAGCAGCUAAUAUAUCUCCCGCACACACAGGGAUGAAUCUCACGUCAUCGAGAAUGUUGUCAAUGAUGUAUUGCAAAAGCUACACCUGAGAUACCCUACUGAACUAAAAAGCCUUGUCGGAACUGAAAAAAUUUGUGAGAAUGUAGAAUUAUUAUUGAAAAAAUUUCGAGUCAUUGGAAUUUGGGGUAUGGGGGGAAUUGGUAAGUCAACCAUUGCUAAAUUCUUGUUUGCCAAACUCUUCAUCCAAUACGAUAAUGUCUGCUUCGUGGACAGUUCAAAAGAAUAUUCACUCGAUAAGCUUUUCUCUGCGCUAUUGAAGGAGGAAGUUUCCACAUCAACGGUUGUAGGAUCCACAUUUGAUAUGAGGAGACUCAGUAAUAAAAAGGUUUUGAUUGUACUUGAUGGUAUGUGUAACGUCGACAAUCAGGGGCGUUAUCGUUUAGACUUAUUGGAGUAUUUAUGUAAAGAGUUUGGUGACCUACAUCACGAAAGCAGACUCAUCAUAACAACAAGAGAUAAGCAAUUGCUUGUCGGAAAAGUUGAAUGUAUAUACAAGGUUAAGAAAUUGAAAAGUCCAGAAUCUCUAGAGCUUUUUUGCUUAGAAGCCUUCAAGAGAAAGCAUCCCCACAAGGGUUAUGAGAGUCUCUCAGAAAGUGCAGUUAAAUAUGCUGAUGGGGUUCCAUUAGCUCUUAAAGUUCUGGGUUCAUAUCUUCAUACAAAAAAUAUCAAUUUUUGGAAAUGUACUUUAGAGAAACUCAGCGAGUAUCCUAACGAGAAGAUUCAGAACGUGUUAAAAGAGAGCUAUACUGGAUUAGAUGAUCUAGAAAAGAAUAUAUUUCUAGACAUUGCAUUUUUUUUCAAAGAAAAAAAGAAAGAUCAUGUCAUAAGGAUAUUAGAUGCCUGUGAUUUUGCGGCAACUAGUGGAAUAGAAGUUCUUGAAGACAAAGCUUUGAUAACUGUUUCAAAUAGCAAUAUAAUACAAAUGCACGACUUGAUGCAAAAAAUGGGUCUGGAGAUAGUACGUGAAGAAUGUAAAGGAGAUCCUGGACAGCGUACUCGAUUGAAGGAUAAGGAAGCUCGUGAAGUGAUUGAAAAAAACAAGGGAACUGAUGCAAUUCAAGGCAUAACAUUAGAUUUGUCUGAAAUUAAAGAUUUACUUUUGCAUGCUGACACAUUCAAAAAAAAUGAAAAACUUGAGAUUUCUGAAAUUCAAUAACACCUUGGGUCAGCGUUCUAGUAGUACAUACCUCGACCUUCCUGCAACUCUUGAGCCAUUUUCUGAUAAACUGAGAUAU
Molecule: messenger RNA, 1655 nt
Organism: Glycine soja
Lineage: Eukaryota; Viridiplantae; Streptophyta; Magnoliopsida; Fabales; Fabaceae
Product: disease resistance protein RPP2B-like
Exons: 3
Coding region: 548-1576 (342 amino acids)
Biological process (GO): defense response
Molecular function (GO): ADP binding
Source: RefSeq, a predicted model, not a curated record